Messenger RNA from Dovyalis caffra, 813 nucleotides. The record is from the annotation of a GenBank genome assembly. NCBI's taxonomy places the organism in Eukaryota, Viridiplantae, Streptophyta, Magnoliopsida, Malpighiales, Salicaceae.
AUGUCUCUUUCUCUCAUACUUACGGAUUCCUCCCUUUUAAAAUCAGCCUAUCCUUUUCUUGUUCUCCUUUUAAAGAAGGUGGAAAUGGAUUUUCUUGGAGUUUGUCUAGUAGUCUUCCUAACCAUGUCGAAAACAAUUCAUGGCUAUGGAGGUGGAUGGUCCAAUGCUCAUGCUACCUUCUAUGGAGGUGGUGAUGCUUCUGGCACAAUGGGAGGAGCUUGUGGUUAUGGCAACCUAUACAGCCAAGGUUAUGGGACAAACACAGCAGCACUAAGCACAGCUUUAUUCAAGAACGGACUAACCUGUGGAGCUUGUUUCGAACUCAAAUGUGUAAAUGAUGCAAGGUGGUGUUUUUCAGGAUCAAUCAUAGUUACAGCAACAAACUUUUGCCCUCCAAACAGUGCAGGAGGGUGGUGCAAUCCUCCUUCCCAACACUUUGAUCUUUCGCAGCCUGUUUUUCAACACCUAGCUCAUUAUAAAGCUGGAAUCGUCCCUGUUCUGUACAGAAGAGUUGCAUGUAGGAAAAGGGGAGGGAUCAGGUUCAAUAUAAAUGGUCAUUCAUACUUCAACCUUGUCCUUAUAACCAAUGUUGGUGGUGCUGGUGAUGUUGUGUCAGUCUCCAUAAAAGGAUCUAGGACUAGUUGGCAACCAAUGUCUCGCAAUUGGGGCCAAAAUUGGCAGAGCAAUUCUUACUUAAAUGGUCAAGCGCUCUCCUUCAAGGUCACAACAAGUGACGGAAGAUCUAUCAUCUCUAACAACGUGGCUCCUCCUAACUGGGCUUUUGGUCAAACCUUCCAUGGGGGACAGUUCUAA